Molecule: messenger RNA, 1751 nt
Organism: Schistocerca cancellata (South American locust)
Lineage: Eukaryota; Metazoa; Arthropoda; Insecta; Orthoptera; Acrididae
Gene: kat-60L1
Product: katanin p60 ATPase-containing subunit A-like 1
Exons: 9
Coding region: 24-1538 (504 amino acids)
Biological process (GO): microtubule severing
Cellular component (GO): microtubule cytoskeleton
Molecular function (GO): ATP binding; microtubule binding; ATP hydrolysis activity
Source: RefSeq, a predicted model, not a curated record
CGUUCGCACUGGCACGGCUGGACAUGGCGUUCUUCGGCUCCCUCAUGAGGGAGUUCCUCGAUGACCCCUUCUUCAACCCGAGGUCGUCGCACUCUGCGCUGCACCAGGUGACGCGGAUGAUGGACGCGAUGACGCUGCUGGAGCCGUUCGCCUUCACCAAGAUGACGACGACGCGCUGGCAGCCGCACGCGCCUCCCCCGCAGCCACAGCGCCGGACAGCCGCCACGCAGCACCCGCAGCCCGCUCACCGCCCACGCGCCCGCCUGCACAGGAACAAGUCACCCGCCACAGGUCAUACUUCAAACACCUCUACACAGAAAAGUGAAGCGCCAUCUGGGUUCAAUAGAAUGCCAGCCGACCAGUGGGUAGCCUCACUUCGCAGACGGGAUCCAGAUUUGCAGCCAGCUUUACCUGCAAUAACACCUCAAACACGCCGAUCCAGGAAGUCUCAUUCAAUGGACCGUACUCCAUGCCUGACAAAGCGGUCACAUCCUGGAGCAGCAGUGAGUGUGAAAACACAAGGACCUGUAAGACGGAGCAAUGAGGGACCGCCUUCAUUACCAUCUGCAACACCUUCACAAGAUAGUGAUUCUCAUGAAACCCCACCAAAAGUGUUCCAGGCUGCCCAGUAUGAACAGCAUCUUGUUGAGACACUUGAAAAGGAUAUCAUUCAUAGAAAUCCUAAUGUGCAGUGGAACCGUGUCGCUGGGCUGAGCGAAGCAAAGGCAAUACUUCAGGAAGCCAUGGUACUCCCAAUGCUGAUGCCUGAUUUCUUCUGUGGAAUAAGAAGACCAUGGAAAGGAAUUCUUAUGGUGGGACCUCCAGGAACAGGAAAGACUAUGUUGGCUAAGGCAGUUGCAACUGAGUGUGGUUCAACAUUCUUCAAUAUUUCUUCAGCAACACUUACCUCAAAAUACCGUGGAGACUCAGAAAAGCUUGUGCGACUAUUAUUUGAAAUGGCUCACUUUUAUGCCCCAAGCACUAUUUUUAUAGAUGAAAUAGAUUCACUGUGUUCACAACGUGGUACAGAUUCAGAACAUGAAGCUUCCCGAAGAUUUAAGGCAGAACUGUUGAUUCAAAUGGAUGGUCUUAAUUCUAACAGUUCAGAUAACAAGGUGAUAAUGGUACUAGCAGCAACCAACCAUCCAUGGAACAUUGAUGAGGCAUUUCGCCGAAGAUUUGAGAAAAGGAUAUAUGUUCCUCUUCCAAACGAUGAAACAAGAUCUGCCUUGGUGAAACUAUGCCUGGAAGGAGUAAAUGUUGAUCCCUCUCUAGAUACUAACAAAGUUGCUGACAGCCUUAAGGGCUACACAGGAUCAGACAUAAGUAAUGUAUGUAGGGAUGCUGCCCUUAUGGCAAUGAGGCAUAAAAUAUGUGGCAGGAGUCCAGAAGAAAUUAAGAAAAUCAAGAAAGAAGAUGUUGAUCUACCAGUAACUAUGCAGGAUUUUGAUGAAGCAUUAACAAGAUGUAAAAAAAGUGUAUCAGCAGGAGACAUUGCAAAAUAUGAAAUUUGGAUGGAAGAAUUUGGAUCUUGCUAGAGACCUUGAAGUGAUGAUUAUUUUUUAUGAAGUGUAAAAUGACAUGUGAUAUAAUUUUCUAGCAUGUUCAGACUGAAAUAAAGAUUAUCCAUGUAUGGUAUUCUUAACCUAAUCUUUCCCAUACUCACUAACCAUUAUUACUGAUUUGCUCAUUUUUUGAAACAAAAUAUUUACUAAUUGUGUCUGAACUACUUGUUAAGAUUUACUGUGGUG